GCGUUCCAUGAUUGGCUCACUGCAAGGAUCGCACUUUUGAGCAAUAAAGACACGCAUCGCCUUCCGUAGCUUGUUGCCAAGACCGCCAGCGUCUCUUAGCAACAGUCCCUGCGCCUUCCUUUCGCUCUUCUCCGUUGAUUUGCGUUGUAUCGGCUGUGUUAUGGCCUCAGGGCCCAGCGUUUUCCUCCUCAACGUGAGCGGACAGAUAGAGAGCGCCGAGUUUCCAGAGUUUGACGAUCUCUACUGCAAGUACAGCUUUGUGUAUGGACACGACUGGGCCCCCACCUCUGGGGUAGAAGAAGGGAUUUCACAGAUCACAUCGAAGAGUCAAGAUGGCAAACAGGCUCUGGUGUGGAAUUUCCCUGUUGAAAUUACAUUCAAAAGUACCAACCCACACAGCUGCUGUAUACUAUAUUUGACCAGAGCGCCCACCUUGGAUUGUGAAAGGAAGAGUGCAGGGCCGCAAAUUGUUAUCAGUGUCUAUGGCCCUGACGCCUUCGGGAAUGACGUAGUGAGGGGCUACGGAGCAGUUCAUCUCCCUUUCACUCCUGGGAGACAUACAAGAACCAUUCCAAUGUUUGUCCCAGAGUCAUCGUCCAGACUGCAGAGAUUCACCAGCUGGUUUAUGGGACGGCGCCCUGAAUUCACAGAUGCCAAAGUUGUGGCCCAAGGCGAAGGAAGAGAAGUUACCAGAGUCAGAUCCCAGGGGUGUGUGACUGUCUCCUUCAAUGUGGUCACCAAGGACCUGAAGAAACUGGGCUACAACACCGGCAAUGGCGACUUCCACAAAGCCCACAUAAUGAGCCCAAGCAUUGGAUUGGUGGGCCCUUAAUGAUUAACUGUUAACAAGUUUUUGGAGACUUAAAGGGAUUCUGUCAUGAUUUUUAUGAUUUAGUUUUUAUUUCUAAAUUACAUUGUUUACACUGAAAAUAUAAAGUUGAAUUCCUGAACCAGCAACUAUUUUUUUAGGUGUAAUAUUGGUG
Molecule: messenger RNA, 983 nt
Organism: Xenopus laevis (African clawed frog)
Lineage: Eukaryota; Metazoa; Chordata; Amphibia; Anura; Pipidae
Gene: b9d1.S
Product: B9 domain-containing protein 1
Exons: 8
Coding region: 161-832 (223 amino acids)
Source: RefSeq, a predicted model, not a curated record